GAACGAAUUAUUGAGAGAGAAAGAGGGAAAGAAAGAGAGAGAGAGAGAUCAGCUACUAUUAAGUGUAAGGUUAUGUAGCACAUAGUGUACGAGUAGCCAUUCUUGAUAUCGUUAAAAUAAAUUAGUGAUUUUUAUAGUAAAUAAAAAAAGGAUUACAGUAACAACCUUAAAAUGUCCUCGUGGAAGAAAGCCGCAAAGGCAGGUCAAAAGACUCACCGGGAACGUCACCAGCCGGAGGAACGCAAGCACCUGGGCUUGCUGGAAAAGAAGAAGGACUAUGUCGCCAGGGCUAAGGAUUUUCAAGAGAAGCAGGCAACGAUCAAGCUUUUGCGAAAGCGUGCGCUCAACAAGAAUCCAGAUGAGUUCUAUUUUCACAUGAUCAAUUCCAAGCUGGUGAAUGGCGUUCACCGAGAACAGAAAGAAGCCGAACACACGCCUGAGCAGAUUAAGUUAAUGGAAUCACAGGAUAUCAAAUAUAUCAGGUACAAGAGGCACAUCGAGUCAAGGAAGAUAAACAAGUUGCAGAGCCAGAUGCACAUGAUCGACGCAGCUAACGAGACGCAGAACCAGCAUAUCUUCUUUGUGGAUGAUGACGAGGAGAUGAAGAAUUUCAACCUGGCCAAGAGACUGGACACUCAUCCUGCAUUGAUAUCCAGAAGAAUCAAUCGACCGAAGAUGAGCCAACUGAACCAGUUGAAGCUGCCAGAUAUAGAUGAGAAGACUGUGGCUAAGCUCCGGCAAAAGAAUCAUAUGGCUUACACGGAACUCUCCAAGAGAAUCGCGAGGGAACGUGAAUUAACAAUUGUACAAGAUAAGUUGGAAAUGCGUAUUAAACUGAAGGAUAAAAAAAUUACAAAACCGAAAUGUUUGAAGCCUAAUACAAAAACUUCUGCUCCUAUUUAUAAAUGGAAGUACGAAAGAAAACGAUAACUUGUACAUGCUGUGUGUGUAUGUGUGUGUGUGUGUGUGCCUAAAAUUGCAUUUUGUAAUUUUUAUUAUCAUUACAUGUUAUUAAA
Messenger RNA from Dinoponera quadriceps, 1016 nucleotides. RefSeq names its product probable U3 small nucleolar RNA-associated protein 11. The coding region runs from base 172 to 930 and encodes 252 amino acids. NCBI's taxonomy places the organism in Eukaryota, Metazoa, Arthropoda, Insecta, Hymenoptera, Formicidae. The record is from RefSeq and is a predicted model, not a curated record. Gene Ontology annotation, biological process: rRNA processing. Gene Ontology annotation, cellular component: small-subunit processome; nucleolus. The transcript has 2 exons.